Molecule: messenger RNA, 1413 nt
Organism: Lasiodiplodia theobromae
Lineage: Eukaryota; Fungi; Ascomycota; Dothideomycetes; Botryosphaeriales; Botryosphaeriaceae
Product: Gluconate transport inducer
Exons: 2
Coding region: 1-1413 (470 amino acids)
Molecular function (GO): DNA binding
Source: RefSeq, a predicted model, not a curated record
AUGUCCGCCAUGGAGACGUACCACGGCCACGUGCGCACCCCCAACGAUGCCAUCAUCCUCUUCGAGGCCUGUCGCACCGGCCUGCUGCCGCGCGUGCAGCGCCGCCUGAGUGAAAAGGAACGUCAGCAGAUCAAGUCGGGCUCGGUCUUCGUUUGGGAUGAGAGAGAAGCCGGAAUGCGACGCUGGACAGACGGAAAGUCGUGGAGCGCGUCGAGGGUGUCGGGGAGCUUUUUAACAUAUCGCGAGAUGGAGGGCAAGCGCGGGGGCAACGGCUUUCCCGCAAAGAAGUCCAGCAGCAAGUCCGACAACGGCUCCAAGGACGGCUCCGACGAGGACGGGCCCGACGGAUACCGCUACAAGCCCGACGGUCUGAUGAAGCAGUCGUUCAGCAUCACCACCUCCCAAGGCCAGCACCUGCACCUGAUCAGCUACUAUGCGCGCUCGAGUCCUACCGCCAACGUGCUCAUGCAGCCUUCGCAAGAUCCAACGCUUCGUCACAUCCGCCCCCAGAAGGGCAUGUACCCCGAAUCAUCUGUCAACGAGCAAUCCAAUGUCCCCGCCGUGACACGAGGACCCAUGCCUGGCUCGCCAUACACCACCGCACCGCAUGUCGGCUCUCCGUACACAAGAGCGGGCGCGCCUCUUCCUCCCUACGCCAUUCAACUGCCCCCCGGCACCUGGCCGCCCACUCCCCAAGGAACUCCGCCUUACUCUCCCUACGCUUACGGCGCGCCAGCUGGCUACAUUGCGCACUCACCCCACGGCUACCACCACUACCCGGCGCACCCAGGUUAUCCCGCCGGCACUGUCUUUGACAGGCCCCCUCCCGGCCUUCCUCCGCCACCUCCGAUCGCAAACGGCCACCCCUACGCGCACCACCAGCUCGCUCCGGCGGCUCACCACCCUCCCAAUGUCUCUCCGCGCGUGCAGCAAGCAGCCCACGUUGGGCCUCCUUCGGCAGCUCCUGGACUCCCCCCUCACCCGUAUGCGCACGUCGAGCCCCCGCAGCACCGGCCAUCUCUUCCCGCUCCCACGACUUCUGGUCCCGAACUCCCGCCUGUCAACAACUCGGCUGCUCCGGCAACGAAUGGCGUCACGGCUACCCCGCAACAGCCGACGACCAACGGCCAAGCCGAUCCUCCGCGACCCACUUCGACCGAGGCGCAGCCGCAGUCAGCUGCUCCUGAGACGAAUGGCAGUGCACCGGCCCCAGCCAAGACAUUCCCAAGCAUUCACGCGCUUGUCAAUGGCACGGCUGAUGCGCCGGAGAACAAGAGUGACGCAAGUGCAACCAGCCGUCACGGAAGUCGCAGCCCUAACAGCGCACUGCAGCACGUCAAGGAUCGGAAUUCCGGGUACGGCGAGGACUCGAAAGCCCUAAGGAGUCUUGACAAGGCUUUCAUGGUCAGAUGA